UACUCUAACGUCUGUCGCUACAUUACAGAGAAAUAUUUAUUGAUGAAAAAGUUUCAUUCUAGUCGAGUUUAAAGAUUCGUUAUUUGUCAAGUUAAAUACUCAAGCUGUCUGUGAUAACAAAACGUUGAUCGUAUAAAAUAAAAAUUGCCGUGCAAUCCCGACUCAGUUUCGGAUUUAACUUCGUUCGACUAUAACUCACAUUAAAAAAAUUGUGGAAAACAAAGUCAAUGACUGAAUUGUUGUGAAAGAUUGUGACAAUAAAAUAUUGAUAGAAGACUUGAAUGAUAAAAUGAUAAUCAGUAAAGUUUGCUUUUAAUUGUUUCGCAUCUUUGAUAAAAAAAAAUCGUGAUAGAUAUCUAAUUAAGUAAGACAAGUUGUUUCAAGUUGUGAUCAAUUUAAAGUGCCACUUCAUUCAUUAGCAAUCAGCAACGAUGGUAUUACUGUUAUCAGGAUUCUUUGAAAAAGUUCCAGCACGUUUCAAUGUUGCGAUCAUGUUAUUUAUGGCAUGUUUCACGGCAUACAUGCUUCGCACAAACAUCUCAAUCAACUUAAUUGCAAUGGUGCAAGAUACAAACACGAAUGGCACAAGUGAACCACUUCCAGAUUAUGGACCACGAUACCCUUGGGACAAGAAGCAACAAUCGUAUAUUCUUGGAGGAUUCUUUUGGGGAUAUUUAACGACAAGUCUGUUUGGUGGCGGCCUAGCAGAGCGAUUUGGUGGUCGACACGUCAUAGGAAUUUCUCUCUUGUUAAGUGGAAUUGUGACCGGAAUUUCACCUUUUCUAGCUGUUAACUCGUGGGUACCAACUUUCGCUGCACGUGCUUUACUUGGAGUCCUUGGUGGAGUCAUUUUUCCGGCCUUACAUAAUCUCGUUUCACAAUGGGCGCCAAAAGAAGAGAAAGGAAAAUUUGUGUCGGCACUUUUAGGUGGUGCACUUGGCAAUGUUUUCAUUUGGAUGAUUCUGGGAAUCGUAAUCGAAACAUUUGGAUGGGAAUUUGGAUUUUAUAUUCCAGCAAUUAUCACGUUUGUGAUUGUUGGGUUUUGGUAUUAUUUUGUAGCUGACUCACCUACAAAGCAUACGAGAAUAUCAAAGAAGGAACUUGAAUUGAUUCAACAUUCAUUGGGUGACUCCGUUUCAAAAGAAAAAAAAUUCCCUCCACUUGUUAGUAUUCUUACUUCAAUUCCAUUCUACGCUUUGAUGGUUCUUCAUUACGGAUCUCUUUGGGGCUUGUACUUCCUUCAAACAGCUGCUCCCAUGUUCAUGACUGAAGCUUUAAAUUUCAAUCUUUCAAAAGCUGGGAUACUUUCAUCACUUCCACACUUGGCACGACUUUUAGCAGGCUUUGGAUUCGGUGCCAUUGGUGAUUUCAUACGACGGAGAAAUUUGCUUCAAGUGACGACAACUCGUAAAUCGUUUUGUUUAUUUUCGCACAUUAUCCCAGGACUAUUUUUGAUUUCCAUUUCUUACUUUGCUUCUGAUCCUUACAUCAUUGUUGCAAUUAUAACUUUAUCACUUGGCUUUAAUGGAUCAGCAGCGAUGACUAACUUACAGAACUCCCAAGAUCUGGCACCGAACUUUGCUGGAACUCUCUAUGGAAUCAUUAAUUUCGUUGGGACAACAAGUGGAUUUAUCUCGCCAUUAAUCGUCGCAUAUUUCACUGAAGAUUCGAGUACGGUCAACGAAUGGAAGUACGUGUUUUGGAUUGGAGCUUCUGCUUACAUUAUUCCAGCAGUCAUAUUCGUGUUUCUCGGUGAUGGAAACGUACAAAAAUGGAACGAAACAAAGAAAAAAUCCAAAGAUGAAAUUAAAUUAAUCAAUCACUCUGCAAAUAUUAUUGAGAAUUGCGAUUACAUUUGCGUAAUCAUGUUUGAUUUUGCAUCUUUCACAGCUCAAAUCCCGACACGGUUUAAUGUUGCUGUUAUGUUGUUCAUGGCAAGCUUCACAUCAUACAUGCUUCGAGUUAACUUCUCAAUCAUUAUCAUUGCAAUGACAAAGUCAAGCGCAAUGAAUUCGACGGAAAAAAUCGUGGAAAAUUUCACCGGUAGCGGAAGCAGUGACGAGUUUGAUUGGAACAAAAGAGAUCAGGGAUUAUUAUUGAGCGCUUACUUUUAUGGAUAUAUUUUCCCGAACUUACUCGGUGGAUUUUUGUCAGAGAAGUUCGGUGGACGAUUCGUUAUUUUCAUCGGAUUGUUGUCAUCAUCAAUCAUAACUGCAUUAUCACCAUUGGCAGCAAAUGAUAAUUUCAUCCCAAUGUUCAUGUCACGUUUAGUUUUGGGCAUCAUGGGAGGUUUUUUGUACCCAGCCUGUCAUAAUGUCAUCUCAAAAUGGUCACCAAUGGAAGAGAAAGGAAAAUUCGUUUCAUCACUUCUCGGUGGAACACUUGGAACUGUCAUCACGUGGCCUCUUACCGGUUUUAUAAUCGAAAAGCUUGGAUGGCAAUUUGGAUUUUAUUUAUCGGCAGGUUUUACGUUUCUUGUUGCAUUUUUAUGGCUUUAUUUCGUAUCAGAUUCACCAGCAAAUCAUCCACGAAUUCAGAAGUCAGAAAAAGAUUUCAUUGAGAAAUCAAUCGGUGCAAGUGUAACAAGUGGAAAGAAAAAUUCAUUGCCAAAAAUCAAAGAGAUGUUAAUGAGUCCACCGUUCUAUGCACUUCUUUUACUUCAUUUUGGAAACAAUUGGGGCUUGUUCUUCCUUAUCACAGCAGCACCAAAAUUCAUGAGUGAAGUUCUCAAAUUCAAACUCACUGAAGCUGGAAUGUUAUCGAGUUUGCCUUAUUUAAUGAGACUCAUAGCUGGUUUUGGCUUUGGUAGUAUCGGUGAUUGCAUCCGUCAUAAGAAUCUAUUCAGUGUCACAACGAUAAGAAAAACAUUUUGUAUUUUCUCGCAUUUGAUUCCGGGACUCUUCUUAUUCUUGCUUUGCUUCGUUGGUUGCGAUCCAUAUGUGUGUGUUGCAAUCAUAACAUUAUCACUUGGAUUCAACGGCGCUGCCACGAUGACAAAUUUACAAAACUCACAAGAUUUAGCUCCAAAUUAUGCUGGUUCACUUUAUGGAAUAAUCAACUUUGUCGGUUGCACCAGUGGCUUCAUUUCACCACUUGUCGUUGCACAUUUUACUCAUCAGCAAAGCACAAUGGAAGAAUGGCAACAUGUCUUCUACAUUGGAUCUUUAGCUUACAUAAUUCCAGGAAUUAUUUUCAUUAUUUUCGGAAGUGGGGAAGUUCAGAAAUGGAAUGAAAGAAAAGAAGAAAGUGAAGUUGAGAAAUCUACUUGA
Messenger RNA from Clunio marinus, 3269 nucleotides. The record is from the annotation of a GenBank genome assembly. NCBI's taxonomy places the organism in Eukaryota, Metazoa, Arthropoda, Insecta, Diptera, Chironomidae.